CGCGUCACGUGACGGCCCCGUGACUGCACGCGGAAGUAGGGAUUUCAGCAGUGACAACACGAACAGGGCUAAACGCAAACACAGACUCCCCUUGUUUAAUUCACUCACAUCUUGACCCAGCCUCCUAUCAGCACAGACAUGGACGCUUCUGUCAGAGCAUCUCCCGACGCCGCAUCCGGACCGCCGCCAUAUUCAAGACAGAAUGAGAGCUCCCUGGUGUCAGCCCUCAAGACGCUGCUGUUCUUCACCAUCCUCAUGGUCACGUUACCCAUCGGACUGUACUUCGCAACAAAGGCGUUCAUCUUCGAGGGUUCAUUUAAGAUGUCAAGCUCUGACAGCUACUUCUACGCAGCCAUUGUUGCUGUGCUCGCUGUGCAUGUGGUGUUGGCUUUGUUUGUUUAUGUGGCCUGGAAUGAAGGCACACCUAAAGGGAAGGGCAAACACGAUUAAAGGCAUGUCCUCAUGAGCUAGUAAGACCGGAGGAGACGGAUAGACGUGGAAAUUCACAGCCCCCCGUCCUCCCUCUCCCCUCCUGCACUCUGGGCUCCAGCACCAAACAUGACAACAUCCACCAGCCUGACAGUCGGGGCUCAGGUUUGAGCUCAGGCUUUAACCUGAGGUUAAAGCACCAAUCUACUGUGUAUUCCCAGGCGCAAGGAAGUGGAGGCUGUUGGUUAUGUGUUUAUUUUCUUCCCAGCAGCCUCGUUAGUUCUGCUUUUUGUUCAAUGAAACGUUACUUUUGUUGACAGAGGACAGCCCAUAUUUUUAAAAGAGGUUUUCUUAUAAGCUGCCAUUUGGAUACGUGCUGUAAAGAGUUGGUCAUGUUGGAGAACAUCUUGGGCUUCUGAUCUUACAUGUACACACACACACACACACGUACACAUACACUCAUUAUGUACUUGUAAUGUGUAUGUAUGAGGGAUUUGAUUCCACAAAACUCCAGAACAUCCAUUCUGUGAGAAUUUGUGCUACUGAAUAAAUCAGUCUGUCCUCGAAUUUCAGUUCUGAUCUGCAUCCAUUUAAAGACGACUCUUAACUUCAACGUAAUCCCAUUGAGCUUAAAUUUCAUGCUGUAUUUUGGAACAAACUCUUCAUGAUGUCUUGUCCUUAAAAUAAUCUGAUUCAUCUGUCCUCAUAAAAGUGUUUGUUGUUUUCUCUUUUAAUGUUUGUACUGUAGUGAAAUGAUAUUUUUGGAACUUUGAAUUGGGAAUUUAUUGCAAGAUCAGACUAUUUAAAUGAAUGUUUUGUAUUGAAGAUGUUUGAGGGUCUAGAUGUCAAAGAAGUCAGUGUGAUUGGGAUGAGAAUAUCACUUAAAUAAAUGUGAAAAAAUAAUUGUAAUAUUUUUGUUUAACAUAUUUUCAAAAGCUUCCUCCUGUUGGUGUUUCAUUAAAGCAAAAUGCAAAUUA
Molecule: messenger RNA, 1406 nt
Organism: Hippoglossus stenolepis (Pacific halibut)
Lineage: Eukaryota; Metazoa; Chordata; Actinopteri; Pleuronectiformes; Pleuronectidae
Gene: vma21
Product: vacuolar ATPase assembly factor VMA21
Exons: 3
Coding region: 139-450 (103 amino acids)
Biological process (GO): vacuolar proton-transporting V-type ATPase complex assembly
Cellular component (GO): endoplasmic reticulum membrane
Source: RefSeq, a predicted model, not a curated record